Orycteropus afer afer is the source of this 3009-nucleotide messenger RNA. RefSeq names its product talin rod domain containing 1 (gene TLNRD1). Gene Ontology annotation, molecular function: actin binding. NCBI's taxonomy places the organism in Eukaryota, Metazoa, Chordata, Mammalia, Tubulidentata, Orycteropodidae. The record is from RefSeq and is a predicted model, not a curated record.
GGCGGCGGCGGCGAGCCCGGGGGCGAGGCGCGGACGCAAAGAGGAAAAGCUUCCAGCAGCACCGGCGGGCGGGCGGCGGCGCACCCACUGCCGCGCUCCGAGGUGAAACCGCUCCGGGAGAGGAAGCGGGUGUUUUCCCCUCUUCGUUUUGGCCCCCGCCCUUCCUUUCAGUUUCUCUCCGCUUGCUCGGAAGUUGGUGGUUGACAAAAAUGGUAGGAGCCGGGGCGCGGGCGGGUUGCCGCAGCGCCGCGGGGACCUUCUGAGUUGGCUUGGCCGCAGGGGAGACGCGUGCAGGGGCGUCUGAUGAGUGGGGCUCUGGCCCUCGGGAGAGCACAGCCACCACUGACCCAAGACGAGGAGGCGACCGGGAUGGACUCGUGCCUACAGCAGGCGGCGGGCCGCAGGGCGCGCGGUCCGGGAGGGCGUGCCGCCUGGGCUCCGGGCCGCACUUUGUAAACUGCGAGGCGGGAAGGGACCGCCGCGGUGCCCGGCACACCCGGGUGUGGCGAACAGGCUAGCGAGCGAGCGAGCCUGCUGCUGUGCGCAAUCAGUGCAAGCUCCCGCCCGACUCUGACUCGGCGCGGCAGCGCCAGCGCGGGCCACACCCUCAGUCCUGCAGCCGCCGCCGGCGCCGCUUCCCAAGAGCGGGAGGCAGGAGAUGCGCCCGGAGCGGCAGCGCGUCCCAAAGCUCCAACCCGGGCCACUGUCGCGGAAAAGUGCCUCUUUGCGGGGUCACGGCGCCUGAAGCCCACGUGCACCGCGGAGCCGAGGCGGCCUCGCGCGCGGCGGCUGACAGUAAAAGCCGCCUGGGCCGCCGCCCGCGCUCCUCCCGAGGAAAGGAUUUUGAUUUCAAAGAAAGGAAGGAAGGAAAGACAACUCCCAGCUUCCCCGUCCCGCCCUCUCGGCAGCCAGGCCGGGCCAUGCCCAGGAAGGAGGUGGCGGCCCAGAAGAGGGGACUUUCCUGGCAACACGGCGGCGAGGAGCGCGGACUGUGAGUUUGCCCUGCCCUGGUUCAUGCUUCCUGCAAGUCCUCCAGGAGGCCGGACACCACAGCCCCGCCUCGCGUCCCGAAGAGCCUCUUGCGUUUCCUGGCCCUCUGUCCGGCCCCGCACCGCCCAGGCUCUGGCCGCCGCAGCUCAGUGCCCUCCGCCCGGGGCGGUGGAUGGCAUGAUGGUUCGGGGAAGGCACCACAGCCUUGGCCUUCUCAGUCGCGACAGCCGCGGGGGCGGUGGUAGUGGCAGUGGCGGCGGUAGCGGGCUCCCCAGCGGCAUGCCAGUGCCCCCCGGGCGCGAUGGCUAGCGGCAGCGCUGGGAAGCCCACCGGCGAGGCGGCUUCUCCGGCUCCUGUGAGCACCGUCGGCGGGGCCAGCUCGCACCCAAGGAAGAGGCUGGUGUCUGUCUGCGACCACUGCAAAGGCAAAAUGCAGCUGGUAGCAGACUUACUGCUGCUGUCAAGCGAGGCGCGUCCUGUGCUGUUCGAGGGCCUCACCUCCUCCUGUGCUGGCGCCGAGUCCUUCGAGCAGUGCCGGGACACCAUCAUCGCGCGCACCAAGGGGCUCUCCAUUCUUACCCACGAUGUGCAAAGCCAACUCAACAUGGGCCGCUUUGGAGAGGCAGGGGACAGCUUGGUGGAGCUGGGCGACCUGGUGGUGUCGCUAACCGAAUGCUCCGCCCAUGCAGCCUACCUGGCAGCCGUGGCCACGCCGGGUGCGCAACCCGCGCAGCCGGGCCUGGUGGACCGCUAUAGAGUGACGCGCUGCCGCCAUGAAGUGGAGCAGGGCUGUGCGUUGCUUCGAGCCACGCCGCUGGCCGACAUGACGCCGCAGCUGCUGCUGGAGGUGUCGCAGGGCCUGUCACGCAACCUCAAGUUCCUGACGGACGCGUGUGCCCUGGCCAGCGACAAGUCUCGGGACCGCUUUUCACGCGAGCAGUUCAAGCUGGGCGUCAAGUGCAUGAGCACGAGCGCAUCAGCGCUGCUGGCUUGUGUGCGGGAGGUGAAGGCGGCACCCAGCGAGCUGGCACGCAGCCGCUGCGCUCUCUUCAGUGGGCCACUGGUGCAGGCUGUGAGCGCCCUGGUGGGCUUUGCCACCGAGCCGCAGUUCCUGGGUCGCGCGGCCGCUGUGAGCGCUGAGGGCAAGGCGGUGCAGACCGCUAUCUUGGGCGGUGCCAUGAGCGUGGUGUCAGCCUGCGUGCUCCUGACCCAGUGCCUCAGGGAUCUGGCGCAGUACCCCGAUGGGGGCGCCAAGAUGUCGGACCACAGGGAGAGGCUGAGGAAUUCGGCCUGCGCCGUGUCUGAAGGCUGCACCCUGCUAUCUCAGGCUUUAAGGGAGAGGUCUUCGCCCAGGACUUUACCGCCAGUGAAUUCCAAUUCUGUGAAUUAGUUCCCCCCCAUACUCCUUCUUCCGUCCUAGACUAAAGGAAGAUACUUUACUUUCUGCCCCUCUCCAUUUAUACCAAAGAAUCAUAGGUGAAGCCCCUUCCCACCCCAUCCCCUGUGUUCAUACUCAAGAGGAAUCUUCCAAGAGGCAGGGCCUUGCACAAAACUUACACACUCAGAGGGCCCAGACGCCCACCAGCCCAUACACAAGUAGGGACUGGGACAUAAAUGUGUAGUUAUUCACCCCAACCCCAGCCCAUCUUCCGGAAUUUCACAACCAAAUUUCAUUAAUUGGGCAGGAAGGAGGUCAUGGGUCCAUUUCUUUCUUUUUUUUUUUUAAUUAAAAAAAAUGGUUACCUCAGUUUUCACUCGUUAGACUUGGAUGUAGCUACCUUUUUUGUAUGUAUUUUUUUUUUUUAAGCAAUCGUGUUGGAUUAGGAGUAUAAUUGGUGUGGAAAGAGUAUGACUUUGUCAUGUGAUUUGCAAAUGGGGGGAAAGCUACUGUGAGUGUGUGGUUUUUUUUUUUUUUUUAAUUUACACUAUAAAGAGUGAUUUUUUUCCCCCAAUGUCAAGUUUUUACCUUGCAUGUACUGGAGUAUUUAUUUCAUCUAUUAAAAUGUUAUGUUUCUCAGA